AGGUGAACCGUGGCGUAAACCAAACAACGGAAAUCGCACGCCCGGACCCAAUUUCCGGGUCUACAAAAUUCGGUUAUCAUAUCCAAACUCUUCCGGGAACCAAACCCUAAUCCUCUUUCGGAUCCUCCGAUCGGACCGUCUCCGUAACGUCCACUAACGCACAAAAUUCUCACUUUCAGGGAAUGAGAAAAGUUUCUUGGGGAGGCAGUACUGGUACAAGUCCUGAUUAAUUCAUGAUGGAUAGAUCUCUGCCAAUAUCAAGUCCAUGUCAUGGAAAUAUCAGAUGAGACUCCUUCCAAGAAACCUAAGAGGUUGACAUCUGUCGUAUGGAAUCACUUUGAAAGAAUUAGAAAGGCUGACAUGUGCUAUGCUAUUUGUGUCCAUUGCAAAAAGAAAUUAAGCGGAUCUAGUAACAGUGGUACAACACAUCUAAGGAAUCAUUUAAUACGAUGUCUGAAGAGGUCCAAUUAUGAUGUUUCUCAAUUACUUCCUGUGAAGAAGAGAAAAGAAAGUACUGGUGGUCUUACAACAGUCAGCUUUGAAGAGGAGAAAAUAAAAGAAGAAAUCAUUACUGCUAUACCAUAUAACUUUGUUCAGGAACAAAAGAAAGAAGAAAUCAAUCAAACCGUGAACGUAGGAAUUGCUACAUUUGAUCAAGUUCGGAGUCAGUUGGAUCUUGCCCAUAUGAUUAUGUUACAUGGUUAUCCCUUGGAUAUGGUCGAUGAUGUUGGAUUCAAAAUAUUUGUGAAGAAUCUGCAGCCCUCGUUUGACAUCAUGAAUAAUAGUGCUAUUGAGCUUGACUGCAUGACCAUAUACAGGAAGGAGAAACAGAAGGUAUUUGAGGUCAUACAUCGUUUGGAUGGUAGAAUUAACCUUGCUGUUGGUAUAUGGGGUUCACCUGAAAAUUCCGAGUAUAUGUGCCUCACAGCUAAUUAUAUUGAUUUUGAUUGGAGGCUACAGAAGAAGAUGCUUAACUUCAUAAAACUGGAUAUAUCUCAUACUGGUGACAUACUUUCAGAAGUUAUUGUUAAAUGUCUGAAGGACUGGGCCAUUGAUCGAAAGUUAUUUUCUAUGACAUUUGAUGAUUGUUCUGCCUAUGACAUUAUGGUCUUCAGGAUCAAGGACUGGCUAUCUCAAAACAAACCACUUUUGAGAAAUGGUGAGUUGUUUGAUGUACGCUGUGUGACACAACUUUUGAAAUCCAUUGUUCAAGAUGUCAUGGAAACAGUUCGAAAUGUGACUCAUAAAAUUCGAGAAAGCAUAAGGCACAUUAGAAGUUCACAAGCAAUCCAAGGAAAACUAAAUGAGAUUGCCCAACAAGUUGGAAUCACUACUGAGAGACGUUUAGUUCUUGACUGUCCAAUGCAAUGGAAUUCUACAUAUAUGAUGCUUGAAGCAGCAUUAGAAUACAGGCGUGCCUUUUCUCUCCUGCCAGAGCAUGAUCCUGCCUACACAAUGGCUUUAUCUGAUUUGGAAUGGGAAUGGGCAAGUUCUGUUACAGGUUAUAUGAAACUUCUCGUCGAGUAUACCAAUGUUUUUUCAGGAGCCAGAUUUCCAACCUCCAAUAUAUAUUUUCCAGAGAUAUGUGAUAUGCACAUUCAUCUAAUUGAAUGGUGUAAGAACCCAGAUGAUUUUCUUUGUUCAAUGGCUUUAAAGAUGAAGAACAAAUUUGACACAUAUUGGAGCAAAUGCAGUUUGGUUUUGGCUGUAGCAGCUAUCUUAGAUCCUCGUUUCAAAAUGAAAUUAGUUGAAUAUUAUUAUCCCCAGAUUUAUGGUGGUGAUGCUCCUCAUCACAUGAAAGAAGUUUCUGAUGGUAUUAGGGAACUAUUCACUGAGUACUCUAUUGGCACAAGUACACUGGACAAAGAAUCAGCUCGGGCUGGGGGAAGCUUAGACGGUACUAGCAAUAGUAGUAGAGAUAAACUUAAGGGCUUUGACAAGUUCUUAUAUGAAACCUCACAAAAUCAGAGCAUGACAUCGGAUCUGGACAAGUAUUUGGAGGAACCCGUCUUUCCACGUAAUAAUGAUUUCAACAUAUUAAAUUGGUGGAAAGUUCACACCCCCAGGUAUCCCAUCCUAUCUAUGAUGGCACGCGACGUUUUGGGUAUUCCCAUGUCUACUCUUGGACUGGAGGUAGCAUUUAGCACCAGAGGUAGAGUGCUUGACCAUCAUCGGAGUUCACUGAGUCCAGAUUUGAGAGAAGCUCUGUUAUGUGGCCAAGAUUGGUUGCAUAUGGAGCCAGAAGCAACCGGCUUAUCCUGGAGUCAUUCUGCUCUGCCACUUUAUCUGGAAACAAGUUGACCUAUCCACGGUAUGGUUUAGUGAAUUUAUUUUCUUUCCUCUCUCUGCACCAUGUAGUUGUAGUUGAAUUCCUGAAUGUAUACUUUAAAAUUUAAAUAUAUUACUUUUUGGUGUCCUGGACGAGCCAGCUACUGGAAGUGGAAAUGGAAGCAGAUCAGUUUUGGUUUAA
Olea europaea var. sylvestris is the source of this 2470-nucleotide messenger RNA. RefSeq names its product zinc finger BED domain-containing protein RICESLEEPER 1-like. The transcript has 4 exons. Bases 271 to 2301 code for a protein of 676 amino acids. The record is from RefSeq and is a predicted model, not a curated record. Lineage: Eukaryota; Viridiplantae; Streptophyta; Magnoliopsida; Lamiales; Oleaceae. Gene Ontology annotation, molecular function: DNA binding; protein dimerization activity.